AUGACCUCGCGACUCCGAACCAUCAUAUCUCGGACCAAGGCGAUGGCACAACCAAAAGAAAUCACCAGCCUGCCACUGCCAGCAUACAUUGACCAUCUCGCGACCAAGGAUCCAGAUCGAUCAUUUGCAGAAAUCGUAAGUCCCAGCGAUGGAAGCUCAAAAACCAUUUCCAUCAAGCAGCUAUCCGUGGCCAUCCACAAGGCGGCCUGGUGGCUAGAUGAACGUCUGCGACACCUGUACUUGUCAAGAACGUUCGCCUACGUAAGCUCAGGUCCAGACUUGCGAUAUUGGAUCCUGAUGCUCGCUGGCUGCAAGACAGGAAGGUUGGCCUUUUUUCCUUCGCCGAGAAACGACGCCGAUGCGCAGCGGCACCUCUUCCAAAGAUACGGCUGCAAAAUUCUGCUUCUGCCACAAGGCGGUUCCGCAAGAUCUGAUCUACAAAGCGUUAUUGAGGCAGAAUCGCUAGCCUGCCUUGAAGUGCCUGAUCUUGACUAUUUUCUUUCCUUCGCCCCAAAUCCGUACGUUUGGCAUUGGAGUCCAAGAACUAUUGCGACAGAGCCACUCGUGGGCCUGCAUUCAUCUGGCACCACUGGACUCCCCAAGCCGAUCAAGAUCAAACAUGGCAACGCCCUGGCCAUGGAAAAAUGGAAACAAAUUCCCGACCUGGGUCAUGGAAAGAUCCAUUUGUGCCAAUGGUCCGGGAAACGGGUGUUGGUCACAUUUCCUCUUUUCCACAUGGCAGCAAUAAAUAUACUCAUGGCAGCGAUUCAAAACCAAUUCACUGUGAUACUUCCUCCUGCUGGACCAACGCCGCCGAAUGCACAAAUGACCGCAGACAUCAUCGACAAGACAAGAGUUCACGUCCUGACCAGUCCUCCUUCCAUCUUGGCGGAGAUGGCCGCGGAUCGAAGGAUGCUCGAGACGCUGUCCAAGCUCAAUUGUGUAGCAUUUGGUGGAGGCCCGUUACCUGAAGCUGCUGGAGAGGAUAUUCGAAGGCGUUCUCACAUCGCCAGUAUUAUGGGCAUGACCGAGUCUGGCAUUCUGCCAUGUGAAUUUACUGAGGAUCGGGAUUGGCAGUAUAUACAAUUUUCACCGGUUCUGGGAAUUGAGAUGCGACCAGCAGCAGACAAUCUUUUCAGCCUGUUCUUCGUUCGCAAUGAGGCUUGCAAGGACUACCAAGUCGCGUUCUACACUUAUCCAGAACGCACUGAGUAUGGAACCGGAGACCUCUAUUCCAAGCAUCCCACCAAACCUGGACUCUGGAAGUGGGAAGGACGAAACGACGACAUCAUCGUGUACUCUACCGGCGAAAAAUACAACCCUACAACAAUGGAGAAUGCGAUCAAUGGUCAUUCUGCCAUCUCGGCUGCUCUCGUCUGUGGGACCGGCCGGCCAAAUUCUGCAUUGCUAGUGGAGCCAAACCAGCAUACAGUCGAUGCCGAAGCGUUCAUAGAAGCCAUCUGGCCGCAUGUCAAGAAGGUCAAUGCCAACAGCCCGGCCCAUGCUCGCAUCAUGAAGGACAUGAUCUUGGUCACAUCGCCCCGGAAACCUCUCCCGAGAGCUGGCAAGGGUACAGUACAGCGUGAAGCAUCAGUUGAAAUCUACGGAAAGGAGCUUGAGGAACUGUAUGAGAGCCCCAUCGCUGAGCGGAAAGAUUCCAAAGCGUCCGCAUUUUCAUUGUCUUCUAUGCCAAGCGAUACUUCUGUCAGCCCAACACGACCUCGUUCAAUCGAGUUUGUCUCCAGCCCAAGCUCUGAAGUUGCGGUCACAUCCCGCGCACUUGUCACCACGACCAAGCGCUCUGAUGAGCAAACCCAAAUUGGGCAGCCUACUGGCCGAUGGGGAGAUUUUGAUACCAUCUCAUUGGCGCGUCGCAUCCUGGAAAUCUUGAAAGACAUCUUUGGUCUCACUGUCGCUGUCGACCAAGACAUUUUUUCUGCUGGUGUAGACUCACUGGGCGUGACGACUAUCGUGCGUGAGUUGCAGCGCCUGCUAUCGACGACAGAUCAAGGUCGGUACUUCAUCGCCCCGAAAGCCGUCUAUCAGAACCCUACAGCGAUUGGCUUGGCGGCCUUCCUGUGCGGCGAUGCUCCAGAAGAGCUUGCUGCGGAAGAUCAAAUGCAGAGGAUCUUCGAGAAGUACACGGCCAACUUACCAAUCACGACUCGCUCGCCGCUUCCUGCUAACCACUCGGCCAAAGUCGUCGUCUUGACUGGAUCUACAGGCUCGUUUGGCACAUAUCUCUUGGAUGCACUGCUUCGCGAUGAGACAGUCGCGGAAGUCAUCUGCCUGAACCGACGUGUCAAUGCCGAAGAAGAACAAGCUCGAUCGCUGAUCCGCAAAGGCAUGUCUGCAAAUUUUGCCAAGAAAAAGACUGUCACUUUCGCCGCCUGCGACUUCUCGCGACCCUAUCUCGGCCUCAACAUCUCGGAGUACAAGGACUUCCUGGGCCGAGCGACACACAUUCUGCACAAUGCGUGGAAUGUCAACUUCAACCUCCCGCUUACCUACUUUGACAGCCCACAUAUUCAAGGCGUGAGACAGCUCGUGGACUUCUCCGCUCGUUCAAAGUAUGGCGCUAUGAUCUUCUUCAUUUCCUCCGUCGGCGCUGUCUCCAGCCUACGGCAGCCUCAAGGUGCUGAUGGCAGACCUCGACCUGUUCCUGAAGAGCCCAUUGAAGAUUGGUCUGCAGCGUCUACGGAAGGAGGCUAUGGACAGUCGAAGCUUGUAGCGGAAAGAAUCCUCGCCACUGCUGCCAAAGAAGCAGGUAUUCCGUGUGCCAUAUGCAGAGUUGGUCAGAUCGCUGGACCAAGCCCAGGAGAAGGCGAUUGGCAGAGAAAUGAGUGGCUACCGACACUCGUGGUCUCUUCACGAAAUAUGGGAUGUCUCCCGACGUCCUUGGGCUCUUUCAACAACGUUGACUGGGUACCGAUUGAUCUUGCUGCAAAGAUCGUCCUCGACUUCGUCGGGCAUGCAGGAAAGAAAUUGCUUGAUUCACCAAACCAGCCUCAGAUCUAUCACGCUGUCAACCCACGACCCACGCCCUGGCAAUCUCUCCUCCCCGCUGUGCAGUCUAGCCUCGCUGUCGAGAAGACAGUACCAUUUGAGGAAUGGAUUGAUAAGUUGACCAGACUCGGAGAUCAGGAUAUCAAUCGAUACCCUGCUGUGAAACUUGCCAAUUUCUAUCGAAGUCUACUGGCAGCUGAGGAAGUGAGAUUAGAUACACUGGAGAGCAGGCGAGCAAGUUGGGCCUUGAAUGAGAUGAAGCCAGUCACCGGAGACAUGCUGAGGGGUUGGAUCCGGAGAUGGUUCUGAGCAGCGUGCCGCGCCGGGCUGCGUGGAGUGGCACGUGGGGUUGCUGAGCUCUGCGAUAAAUGUUGUUGCGCUUACAUGCCAACCAACUCACUCGAUGCACGGCUGUGACGGAGUAUGACAUGAUGUUCAGAAAAUAUGUAUUCUUCUAGGCCUCAGCAAGUGUAAUAAUGAUUAGUUUGUCCACC
Molecule: messenger RNA, 3500 nt
Organism: Cercospora beticola
Lineage: Eukaryota; Fungi; Ascomycota; Dothideomycetes; Mycosphaerellales; Mycosphaerellaceae
Source: RefSeq, a predicted model, not a curated record